Triticum aestivum (bread wheat) is the source of this 2044-nucleotide messenger RNA. RefSeq lists its product as uncharacterized. Bases 273 to 1445 code for a protein of 390 amino acids. Lineage: Eukaryota; Viridiplantae; Streptophyta; Magnoliopsida; Poales; Poaceae. The record is from RefSeq and is a predicted model, not a curated record. The transcript has 2 exons.
UCUGCACCUCGCGUCCGCAACUUCGGCCGUGGGUUUUUCAUUUUAGUGCCCGCACGCGUAGAGAUGCUUCCAGACCUCGACGCCAUCCCCGCCGCCGCCACCGCCGCCAUCGCCGUCGCCGCCGUGCCUACCUUGCGGCAGUAAAACCACCCAUCUCGCCGACCUCGCUUCCUGGCCCUCGCCGACCUAGCCGUCGCUGACCUCGCCCCCUCUCCGACGUCGUCCAUCCUCCCCAACCUCUGCUCCGCCCUCUGCUUUCAAGCAACAGCCACAUGGAUAAACUGUUGUAUGUUCAAAAAGGCAAGGAAAAACCAGCAAGGGUUAUGAUUGGUGAAGGGACACACUGGUCAUGGCGCACGAGACAGUAUCGUCAGUGCAACAUUGCUCCGGAUGUGGUGGACCAAAAAGAUCGGGAGAUAUGUCAAUUCUGUGGUCUUAGAAAUGGAGCGCAGAUGGAGCUGAGGCGGGCGAUUGCCAACAAGACCCCUGGAGGCCAGUGUCACUUGAAGCUGGAUUAUGAGUCCCUGAUAAGGAGUUAUCUUGAGCUUCAUGGCCUGCCAGAGUAUGCUGACGAGAAACAGAAAAACGAGAUGGAGAAGGAAAUCAUUGAGAAGGAUAAGGACAGGUAUCACAGGGAAGAUGGGGCUUGUUGGUGUUUGAAGAACCUUGGGAUCAGAGCCUUCGUUGGAAACACUCCGUAUGUUCAUAGGUUAGGGAUUGAUGAUUACCACCUCUAUCCUAGGAUGCCAGCUGAGGAUGUGUGGACAUAUGUGGAAGAAGGGAGAGCUGUUAUGUGUAAGGUGCUUUGCGGGCAAGAAUUCUAUGAGCUCAAGGCUGAUGAAAUUUAUGCAUGGAUUCCGCAAUAUGAUGGGGAAAAGAAGCAGUUUGUGGAGAUGCCUGAGAAGCACCAGGUAGUGCUAAUAGGCAAUGGAAACGCUGGUCCGGAACUGGAGUUUGAACAGUACCACCCAUUUUGCAAUUCUCAUGGCAUAGAAUUUGCGAACGGGGGUGACGGCUGUGUAUUCUUCGAGGGCUUGUUGGAAUUUUGUCUGGUGGAGAUAAAGGCGGAGCCGAAACACAUCACGACUCGUUUGGCAGAGAUCAGUGACCGUCCACUUCCUAGGCGGCGUGCUGCAGUCCCUUCUCAGCCUCACCCUACUCAGCCCCCUUCCGACUCCUCAGUGUGGCGUCCUGCUGGCCCAUCUCCUCAAUAUCCCCCUACUCGGCCCCCUUCCGACUCCUCAUGGUGGCGUCCUGCUGCCCCAUCUCAUCAAACUCCCCCUAUCCGCCCCUCUUCUGAAAUGUCAUGGCGGCGUAUCGGUGACCCUGACCCCACUCCACCGCGCCAGGCCCCCAAUGUGUGGCUGCCCAGGCCACGUGAUCCUCCUCGCCGGGCUUCUCCUCCGCGUGACCGCAGCAAGAUCAACAAGGACAGGUGGCGAUAGGCCGUCUUAACUUCUGAUAUUUAAAAUGUCUUCUAGUUGAGGUUCUGACAUUGCGGUGGAGUCCUAGAAUGGUCUUGUUAUUCUCUUAGUGAGCUGAGAUGUACUUGCUGUUUGUGGUGCCUGGGUGUGCACUAGUUUCUGCAAAUGCAUGUUCAUUCAGCUUCUGGUGUGAUUCAAGUUGAGGUGGUGCACUAGGUGUGCCUGGGUGAGCACUAGUUUCUGCCAAUGCAUGUUCAUUCAGCUUCUGGUGUGAUUCAAGUUGAUAUGGUGAUGCUAGUGUGUCCGGACGCCAGCCUGCAGUGGGCGCUGCGUUGUUGGUUUUGAUUACAUGGCGGCCUGUGUGCGCCCUCCUUUCCCUUCCCAUUGUAGCAGUUUCUGUGUCCAUCCUUCUGCAUUGUUGAGCAGUCACGUAUUUGAUUGUUGACUUAGAUUUAUGAUUCCGGGGCACAUCUGUUAUGGAACAACUGAGUGCUUUGUUCCGAGUAUGUUGACAUUUUUUAGUAAAUCUCUGGUCUGUUAUGGAAGAUAGUCAAUCAUUUUCUAGCAUCAAACUCGAGCUUGUGGAUUACCCACCUUCAAACCAUAGUCAGCAUGUAUGA